Molecule: messenger RNA, 6225 nt
Organism: Oryza brachyantha (malo sina)
Lineage: Eukaryota; Viridiplantae; Streptophyta; Magnoliopsida; Poales; Poaceae
Product: E3 ubiquitin-protein ligase UPL3
Exons: 18
Coding region: 231-5690 (1819 amino acids)
Biological process (GO): protein polyubiquitination; proteasome-mediated ubiquitin-dependent protein catabolic process
Molecular function (GO): protein binding; ubiquitin protein ligase activity
Source: RefSeq, a predicted model, not a curated record
UUAAAGAGAAGAGAAAGAAAGAGAAAGAGGAAGAGAAGAGGGAGAGGGGAGACGUCCACCGCACCGCACCGCACCGUGUUAACCCCCAAAAUCCCCAAAUCGAGGCCUCGUCGAUCCAUCCAUCGGGAGAGCAGAUCGAUCUCCUCUCCGCUCCGAUCGAUGCGCCCGCCGCCGCUCGCCGCCUAGGCACGGCAGCGAGCCACCCCUCCCCCCUGCCCGUCACCGCUUGUAUGGAAACGCGCAGCCGCAAGCGCGCCGCCGCCGCCGCAGCAGCAGCAGCUUCCUCCUCCUCCUCCGCCCCCGCUCCCAAGCGCACCCGCCGCUCCUCCUCCUCCUCCUCCUCCGCUGCCGCGCCGCCUCCACCGCCACCGAUGGACCCCUCUCCCUCCUCCCGCCGCCGCUCUCGCGCCUCCGCCUCCGACAAGGGCAAGGACCCCGACCCCUCCUCCGACCCCUCCCCGCCCUCCGCUCCCGACGACGACGACGCCGUCGCCCCCUUCCCGCACUCCUUCACCUCCGCCAGCACCGCCCUCCAGGGCCUCCUCCGCAGGCUCGGCGCCGGCCUCGAUGACCUCCUCCCCUCCUCCGCCGCCGCCGCCUCCUCCUCCUCCACCUCCGCCCAGCUCAAGCGGAUCCUCUCCGGUCUGCAGUCCGACGGGGACGACUCACGCCAGCUCCAGUCCCUCAUGCAGCUCUGCGAGAUGCUCUCCAUCGGCACCGAGGAGUCGCUCGCUGCCUUCCCCGUUGAUGCGUUUGUGCCCAUCCUCGUUGGCCUUCUCGGCCCCGGGGAGGAUGGCGCCAGCCCCGAUGUCAUGCUGCUGGCUGCCCGUGCCCUCGCCAAUCUCGUCGACGUCCUGCCCUCCUCUUGCUCAGCCGUCGUGCACUACGGGGCUAUACCGUGUUUCUGUGCUCGCCUGCUCACCAUCGAGUACAUGGACCUUGCCGAGCAGUCACUACAAGCUCUCAAGAAGAUCUCUCAGGAGCAUCCGACGGCUUGUUUGCGAGCUGGUGCACUAAUGGCUGUCCUAUCGUAUCUCGACUUUUUCUCUACUGGUGUUCAGAGAGUAGCAUUGUCUACUGCUGCUAAUAUAUGCAGGAAGCUGCCAUCUGAUGCGUCCGAGUUUGUCAUGGAAGCUGUUCCGUUGCUCACAAAUCUCUUGAACCACCAUGAUUCUAAGGUGCUCGAACAUGCUUCUGUUUGUUUGACACGUAUUGCAGAGGCUUUUGCUUCUUAUCCAGAGAAAUUGGAUGAUUUGUGCAAUCAUGGGUUGGUUGCUCAAGCUGCUAGCCUGGUUUCAAUCAGCAACUCUGCAGGCCAGGCCUCAUUGAGUACAUCAACAUAUACGGGAUUAAUUCGUCUUCUAUCAACAUGUGCGAGUGGGUCACUUUUAGCAGCCAAAACACUUCUUCUUCUUGGAAUCAGUGGUACUCUUAAAGAUAUUCUUUCAGGUUCUGGUUUGGUUGCUGGAACAUCAGUCUCCCCAGCUUUGUCAAGGCCUGCUGAUCAGAUGUUUGAGAUAGUGAGCCUUGCUGAUGAUUUGCUUCCACAUUUGCCUUCGGGAAUCAUUUCUUUGCCAACAUACUUCCAUGUGCUUGUUAAAGGCUCUUCUACAAAGAAAACUACUUCCAGCAAACAAGAUGGGACAAGUUCAACAGAAAAUGAAAGAUCAGGACAUGAGAGGCUAUUACGUGAGCACCCUGAGCUUCUAAAGCAGUUUGGUAUGGACUUAUUACCCAUAAUGACGCAGGUGUAUGGCUCAAGUGUAAAUGCACCGAUACGCCACAAAUGCUUAUCUAUUAUCGGAAAACUAAUGUACUACAGCUCUGCUGAAAUGAUCCAAUCUCUCCUUGGCACAACAAACAUAUCCAGCUUCCUAGCAGGCAUUCUUGCAUGGAAAGAUCCACAAGUGUUGAUUCCUGCUCUUCAAAUAGCAGAAAUUAUGAUGGAAAAACUUCCCGAGACAUUCUCUAAGUUGUUUGUGAGGGAAGGUGUUGUUCAUGCUGUGGAGUCGCUUAUACGUCAAGAAUCCUCCGAUAUGGUUCCUUCUCAGGCAUUGGCACAUGAUAAAGAUAAUGACUCUGUGAUGCCCUCGCGUUCUAGACGUCAACGCCGGCGUGGUAGUGCCGCACCAACAGAAAACAGCUCAUUAGAUGAAUCAAACCCUUCCAAUCCUGGGAUUGCCAGCUCAACACCAUGCUCUACAGAAGUUCCAAACACGAGUCUUCGCUUUGCAGUUAGUGAUCGUGCAAAGUCGUUCAAAGAUAAAUACUUCCCUUCUGACCAUGAAUCAAGAGAUCUUGGUGUUACCGAUGAUCUUCUUAAACUGAGAACACUCUGCGCAAAGUUAAAUACUGCAAGUGAGAAUGUUGUAACAAAAGCCAAAGGGAAAUCAAAAGCCUUAAGUGCUACUCAUUUUGACAUCUCACAUGAUGUGGAGGCACAAUUUGACCUGAUAAUCACUCAAAUACUUGCUGAGCUUAGCAAAACUAGCGGUGUUUCAACAUUCGAGUUCAUUAGAAGCGGAGUUGUUGCAGCAUUGCUUGACUAUUUGACCUGUGGGACUUUUGGAAAGGAGAGAGUAUCUGAGGCAAACCUGCCAAAGCUUCGCCAGCAGGCCCUUAGACGAUACAAGUCUUUCAUAUCUGUUGCCCUAUCUAUUGACCACGAAAGGGAUGAGACUCCCAUGGCCUUUUUGGUGCAAAAACUGCAAAGUGCUUUGUGUUCGUUAGAGCGCUUCCCUGUUGUGCUCAGCCAGUCCAGCAGAAUAGGUAUUGGAGGCUCCCGUUUGACUUCAGGCCUGAGUGCUCUGGCUCAGCCCUUCAAGUUGCGGCUGUGUCGAGCACAGGGUGAAAAAUCACUUCGGGAUUACUCGUCAAAUAUUGUGCUUAUUGAUCCCUUUGCCAGUCUAGCAGCUGUUGAGGAGUUUCUUUGGCCCAGAGUUCAGCGAAGUGAGGCUGCUUCAAAGCCUACAGUUCCAUCAGGAAAUAAUUCUGAAUCUGGCAUACCUGGCAGCACAGCAGGUGCAUCAUCCACAGCUGUACCAGCUCCAUCUGGCAGGCGUCCAACAACAAGAUCAAAAUCAUCUGCUGCUAGUAGUGGUGCAUCUAAGAAGGAUUCUCAGGAGGAAAGCACAAACACUGCCAAGGGAAAAGGGAAAGCUGUUGCAAAACCGAGCUCAGAUGAACCAAAAGGACCUAAUACAAGGAAUGCUACUCGCAGGAAAGCUGCUUCAGAGAAGGAUUUGGAAAUGAAACGAGCACAUGGCGACAGCAGCUCUGAGGAUGAGGAGCUUGACACAUCUCCUAUUGAGAUUGAUGAUGCUUUAAUGAUUGAUGAUGAUGACAUGUCAGAGGAUGAAGAUGAUGAUCAUGAAGUUCUCCAAGAUGGAUCUCUUCCCAUUUGUGUUCAAGACGGGGUGCAUGAUGUAAAAUUAGGUGACACUGAUGACUCCAACAUUGGUUCAGCAAGUGAUAGCCAGGUGCAGCCCUCAUCUGGGUCCAGCACUAGGAACAUCAUGAGCAGGGGAGUAGAUGCAAAUACCUUUGGUUCACGAGGUGCAAUGUCAUUUGUUGCUGCGACAAUGGCUGGGCUGGCUUCUGUUGGUGGUCGGGGUGUUCGAGGUAGUCGAGAUCGACGUGGCCUGUCACUUGGAGGUAGCAUGAAUGACCAAAAUAAACUGAUAUUUAUGGCCGGUGGCAAGCAGCUUAGCAAACAUUUGACUGUGUAUCAAGCUCUCCAACGUCAAUUGAUGUUUGAUGAGGAUGAUGAAGAGAAGUUCAAUGGAUCUGAUUUGUCAAAUGACGGAAAUCGCUUUUGGGGUGAUGUGUUCACAAUAACUUACCAGAAGGCUGAUAGCCAAGCUGAGAAGGGACCCCAAGGUGGUUCGACCUCAUUGAACUCAAAAUCAGAUCCUUGCAGAUCUAUCUCUGAACCAAAAGGGCUUUCUCUCCUUGAUAGCAUCUUGCAGGGAGAACUCCCAUGUGAUCUAGAGAGAACAAACUCAACUUACAACAUUUUGGCACUGUUACGCAUAUUAGAGGGGCUCAAUCAGUUGUCCGCUCGCUUAAGGAUACAUGCUGCAUCUGAUGAUUUUGCUGAAGGAAAAAUCACAACACUGGAUGAGCUAUAUAGAACUGGAGCCAAGGUACCUUCAGAAGAGUUUGUCAAUAGUAAGUUGACACCAAAGCUUGCUCGGCAAAUGCAAGAUGUUCUUGCCCUCUGUAGUGGCAGUUUACCUUCUUGGUGUUACCAGAUGACCAAAGCCUGCCCUUUCCUGUUUCCCUUUGAAACAAGGAGGCAGUACUUCUACUCCACAGCAUUUGGGUUGUCCCGUGCUUUGAAUCGACUUCAGCAACAACAGGGUGACAACCAAAAUGCUGGUGGUGAAAGAGAGGUCCGAUUUGGCAGGCUGCAACGCCAAAAAGUACGUGUUUCCCGUAACCGUAUUCUGGAUUCUGCUGCUAAAGUUAUGGAGAUGUUCUCCAGUCAGAGAGCUGUUCUUGAGGUGGAAUACUUUGGUGAAGUUGGAACAGGGCUUGGGCCUACUUUGGAGUUCUAUACUCUCUUAGGCCAUGAACUUCAGAGUGCUCGCCUUGGAUUAUGGAGAUCUAGUUCUCCAUCUGAUUCAGGAAUGCAAAUUGAUAGGAGUGGUGUAAGUCCUGAAGUUGACUUGGCAACCAAAGAAAACUCAGAUUUACCUGACAAUGACAGCCAUUUGAUACAUGCUCCUUUUGGAUUGUUUCCUCGGCCUUGGCCAGCUAGUGUUGAUGCUUCAGAAGGCGGUAAAUUUUCUAAGGUCAUUGAACAUUUCCGCUUGGUCGGGCGAGUGAUGGCAAAAGUUUUGCAAGAUGGAAGGCUUUUAGACUUGCCUUUGUCAACAGCAUUUUAUAAGCUUAUACUUGGACAAGAGCUGGAUCUAUUUGACAUAAUCUCAUUUGAUGCUGAAUUUGGCAAGACAUUGCAAGAACUUCAAGUUCUUGUUGAACGGAAGAGGUUCCUUGAAUCCACUUAUGGCAUGAAUCAGCUAGAAGUUGCUGACUUGCGUUUCCGUGGUGCUCCUAUUGAAGAUUUGUGUUUAGAUUUUACUCUUCCAGGUUAUCCUGAUUAUAUUCUUAAACAGGGCGAGGAAAACACAACUGUAAAUAUUUACAACUUGGAAGAGUAUGUAAGUUUGAUAAUGGAUGCUACAGUUAAAUCAGGGAUAAUGAGGCAAAUCGAAGCAUUUAGAUCAGGAUUUAACCAGGUCUUUGAUAUCUCAUCCCUGAAAAUAUUUUCACCUGAGGAGCUUGACUACCUAAUAUGUGGUCGCCGAGAAAUUUGGGAGCCUGAUUCAUUGGUGGAUAACAUAAAAUUCGAUCAUGGGUAUACUGCUAAAAGUCCUGUGAUUAUCAACCUACUCGAGAUCAUGGCUGAAUUCACCCCAGAGCAACAACAUGCGUUCUGCCAGUUUGUAACUGGUGCUUCUCGGCUUCCACCUGGUGGUUUAGCUGCCCUUAGUCCCAAGCUUACUAUAGUUAGGAAGCACCCCUCAAACAUCACUGGAGUUACAGAGUCUGCGGAUGAUGAUUUGCCUAGUGUUAUGACAUGUGCUAAUUAUGUUAAAUUGCCUCCAUACUCCACAAAAGAAGUAAUGCGCAAGAAACUGCUAUUUGCAAUCCUAGAAGGGCGUGGAUCAUUUGAUCUAUCAUGAGUUGAUGAUAAAACUAACAUACAGGGCUCACCAUUCAACGCCCUAUCAAUUUUAUCCAGAAUUAGUUUCUUUGUUGCCCGAGUGACAUCAUAAUAGGUAAAGGCUACCAGAGCAGCCGCUGUGGACGGGACCGGGUCUCCCUUGAGACGCAGUGUGAUUAAUUUGGUGGCCAGCCAAGGGUAGCCUCAAGUGAUCGAAAAAUGGUGGGGGAGCUCCUUUGCCGUACAUGUAAAUAAAGAAAAAGGGGGGCAAUAGUUACUACCAGUACAAUACUAUUUGUGGAAAGAAGUUGAGGAUUUGAUUCAAUCGUUGCGUUGUUUAAACCCUUGAAUGUUACUGUUAUGUUACUAUUAACCAUCCAUCCAUCAUGUGUACAUGUGUGAUGUUUGUCGUCCUAAUAAUAAUAAAAAUAAUAUCAUAUAUGAUGGAGUUAGCAUCUCUCGAGCUCGAUCUCGGGGUAGAUGAAGGCAUUUCAACUGUAAUGCAAAAGAGAUGAAAGUUCAGGAAUUUUCAUGAGAUGUUAUAUAAUAAUCUU